Molecule: messenger RNA, 1376 nt
Organism: Helobdella robusta
Lineage: Eukaryota; Metazoa; Annelida; Clitellata; Rhynchobdellida; Glossiphoniidae
Exons: 5
Coding region: 354-827 (157 amino acids)
Biological process (GO): SMAD protein signal transduction
Cellular component (GO): extracellular region
Molecular function (GO): cytokine activity; growth factor activity
Source: RefSeq, a predicted model, not a curated record
AGAAAGCUUACUUGAAGAUACUGACCACAAAAUCCAUUAACAGUUCCUAUCAUAUUAACAUUUACAGAGUUAAUCACGUACACCGAAGACAGAAGAAUGUAAGUUUGGUGGCCUCUCACGUACUCCACAGUCUGCCAUCCUUCAGUCAUCAUCAUCGCAGCACUCUGCAGUACCAGAAAUGGUUGAGUUAUGACGUCACUGAAGCACUGAAGAAUGAGCAGGGCUUCAGGAAAAAAAUCGUCUUCUCACUUCAAAUACUCAACGAACGUGGUCAAACGGUGCACCCAUCAUCAAUCGGCGUUCAACUGAACAACCCGAGGACCAGUCCACGAAACCAGGCUUUCCUGGUCACCAUGUUUCAUUCGCAAAAUGAAGAUGAGAGGAUUCAGUUGAGUAGAAGAAAGAAAAGAUCUGCCGACAUAAGAAACCUCGGAGAAUUCAAAACCAGGAAAGUGCGCAAGGAUAGUCGGAACAAGAGAAAUUCGUACAAGAAGAAACCAAACUAUCUUACCAGACUCUGCCAACGUCGAAAGUUAUACGUGGACUUCGGCGAUCUAGGCUGGGAGGAUUGGGUGAUAGCUCCAGUGGGCUACACGGCCAACUACUGUUACGGCGAAUGCACCUACCCGAUGAAUUCAUACAUGAAUGCCACGAACCAUGCCAUCAUACAAACUCUAGCUCACUCCCUCAACUCCUCAUAUGUGCCCAAGCCAUGCUGUGCCCCCAUCAAGUUGUCCACGCAAUCUGUCCUCUACAUCGACGACAACAGCAACAUCGUUCUUAAGUUCUACAAGAACAUGGUAGUGAGGGCUUGUGGUUGUUUAUAAGAUGACAGUCUACCGAUGUUAAUACUUGUCGACUAUCCCACCACUCCUAUUUCACCUCUUGUUUGAAGUUCAAAUUUCGACAAAUGUUCAAGUGUCAUCAAAUUGUGCUCGUGACGAUCAUUUUUCCUGUUUUCAUUUGGAAGCAGAAAUAUAUUUGUUAACGACGUGAAGGGGUUAUCCAAUUAUUUAUUUUUAUUCUUGAUGACAAUUUUGUAAUUAUGUAUUAAUCCAUUACGUUGUAUAGAUUUUAUACAAUUUUCAAUUUUUUAAUUUUUACGUUUAGAUGAAAUAUUGAAAAAUAAAAACACAAAUUAAAACGACAAAUGUUUUUAAAAUGAAUUCAAAAUAAACAAUAAAUCGUCAGUUUUUACUCUCGUUUGAUUAAUAUUUUGUAAAUUUAAAUGAAAAUUCUUCCAAAAGGAUAUUGAAUUAAAUAUUUAAUGAACAUUAUUAUGGUUAACCAAAUUGAAGGACACUUAACAUUUUAAUUGAGAAUUUGUGUGAAUUUUUAAUUUUGAAAAAUUAGAAGCUGUCACUUUCGUCAAGACA